CGGGGAGUCUUGGUCUCGACUACACAUUACAACGGAACAACAACAACAAAAACAACCACAACAACAAACUGGCGAGGUACUUAAGCUCGCUGUCGUCGCAACGUGUCUGUAAGAAAACAGAGGAAACAGCAGCUGUGUCUUUCCACCGUCCUUGCUCCUUCAGGUGCCCCGCACGCGUGUCAUUCGUCUUGUUCGAAUCAAGAGGAACCUGGUCGUCGUGGAUUACCGAUUACCAUACCCUAACAUUGCCCUGUUACUUUCACAACUCGCACACAUACCACACUUCACUGCCGAGACUUAGUGGCCGCCGCUAUAUACGCUAUAUACCUGGCAGAUCCUUGGCUCACUGGGCCCAUUGUAUCCCAUCCACUCACUGCGUUUCCUCGGAGCGCCUCACCACUUUUUGCGACCGAGGAGCCGCGACGUCCGGAUCCAGUCCUAGACCAGCCCAGAUCACCCACGAUCUCGUCUCGCGCCCCCGUUCUUCCACCGUUCCUCGUCGGUCGUGGGUGUCGGUCGUCAAGGCCACGCACCACCGUCUGGCUAUCGACAAGGCAUCGUCAGCAACUCGUGGAUGCCGAUUGCUUUCCUUUUCCAUCUUUUCACGCGCACAACGCAGUAUAUCAAUUGUCUGAGGCUUCUUAGCCCUGUUCAUCAGUGGACAACCAGUCCGAGCCCGUCCGCACGAGGAUUGUUGAAAAGCUUCAAGACAUUUGUCUGUCUGGUAUUUGAUCUUUGCGCCGAAUCCCACGGAGUCAAGUCAUCUGCUUAUGAGGACGACUCAUCCCUUCUACUUGUUUUGUUGACAUCCUUACUCUCAUCACUCUUCCGUAUGGCGACCGCACCGCUGAGAAUGCAACCCCUUCGGCUGACCGCCCCAAGAGGAUGCUGUUGAAGACGAUCACUCCGUGACUUGUCUGCAUCUUGACCAUUCUCGCCUUGGACUGACUGUUUAUACAAAGACGAACAAAACUGUCAGCUCCAUCUUUUCUUCCGCAAAGAAUGCUCGGGAAACUCUUUAACCUCGGUGCUGUGUCGGGCGCCGGAGAUACCGCUUCCGCCCAAACAGCUUCCUACAAAUCUAUCACCUCCCUAGAUUCGGUUCAAGAAGACAUACACACUCGAAAUCUUCUCUUUCCCGAUCCGCAGGACUUGUUCGAACAGCGUCUUAACGACGUUUUUCCCCUAUCAAGCGUCUCUUCUGUCACCGCGAGCCCCUCGACCAAUGCCUACGACUACAAUGGCAGCAUUGAGCUCGAUGUGCGCGACGUUCGCGUCAUUGUUAUGCAGGAUGCUCUAGGCUCCCUCACCUCUUCCCUUCUCUACGACAGCCAGUCGCCGCCUACCGUCCAAAGCAACCCGUUGAAGGGCGGUCCUUCAUCCCUCUACUCUGCCCAAGAUAGCCGCCGCAACCCGACCUCCCCGCGGAAGCCCAGUAUCAGCCAUACACAACGUCCUAUGGUCAUCCAGUCCAGCAGCCCCAAGACGCGACAAGGUGCUUUUGAAAAUAAAAGUUCCCUUGGUCGAACUCCGGGCCAUGGUCACUUCGAAUCCGACUCCCAACGCCACAUGCGCGAGUAUCGCGAGGAACUUGCCACUUUCUCCAGCUGCAUCUUCGGCAAUUCCGAACUCAUGGCAUACAAAGGAACAUCGACAAAGGUUCACGUGGUACCGACAGAAGCCAAACAGACCGACUCCGGUUCAGCGUUUGCUGACAGGCAGAGCUCCAUGGGGAGGGCAAGUAUGAGGUCGAGUCGGCUUUCACAAUCAUUUUCCUCGGAGACCAUGCCGUCUUAUGCAGGAGCUCAGAGCGCUGCUUCAGCAAAUCGUGUGCCAGAUCGUAAGCGAGUCCUCGUCACGAGACUGUUUCCCGUGAGUCUACCUGUUGAGGAAGAUAUGAUCAGUCCUCGUUCCUCCUUUACCGAACAAAGCACGGGUUACCCAUUCCCACAGGCCGCCGAGGACGUCAGAAAUAAAAAGAAAAAGGUGCAGCCCAAACAGAAGAGAACUCCCAUGUAUGCGGUUGCGUUGGUAAUCAACCUUCCUCAGUCUUCCACUCAUCACACGCCGACCACAACCUCGAGGCAAGGUUUUCGGGAAUCCAGUUCUUACCAAGAACAGGAUUCGUUUCCUUCUUCCCUUAAUUCAAUACGACCCUCAGGUUGGACUAUGGUUGGCCAGGGAGGGUAUGGAUUUGAGUCUUUCGAGACGACUUUCGGCAGUGACACUGAAGACCAAAUCGAUGUUAUCACACAACAUUGGGACAUAAUUAUGAGGACGCUGAAUCAGCUGCAAUCUGUCGUUGCCAAGGUCAUAUUAUCGAUGCUUCUACAGGCGGAUUUUGCUUCCCCUGACCCUCUUCCGGCUUACAUCCCCUCUCAGAUCGCACAAAGCCAAUCAAAAGCUGGACGGCGCAGCGGCGAUCCACCUCCACCCAAACCACCCAAGACAAAUGCAAAACACGUUACACUACCUCCAAACUGUCUUCUCGAGAAUCGACAUAUCAGCCGGGAAACGGACUACGCCAAGGCCAGGAUAAUCGAUGGUAUUCGAGCGGCGCGAGUCGUCACUGGACAGAACCGAUGGCCCAUUUGGCGGGAGGAAGCUCGUUGGGUGGCCAGAUGGGCUGGCGGCAAAGAGCAGGGCUUCUUUUUUAACUUACUUACAGGCUUUCUUGCGACACACACCGACUGGCUGCAAGCACUAAGCCCCCCAUCCUAUCGGCGUCGCUAUUGUAUACAGCAGAAAGGGCGCAUGGACGUAGAUGCGUCGGUUCCCAAUCGGACUGUUAUUGUGGCCCAAGACAAGAGCGUUGCGCGAAGAUUACUCUUUUUAUUGGCUGCAUUUUUGCCGGCAUCCCAACAGGUCCCCGGUGUCCGUCCACACCGGCCAAGUACCGCUGCUUCAUUCGGGACUUUUUCGCAGUCUCCCCCAUCGCUUGUUGUGCCUAUCCUUAAGGAGGAGUCGCUAAGAAGGAGGAUCAACCGCCGUACGGGUCCCGGGCGAGCAUGUCACUCGCGAAAUUUCAGCUUGCAGUCACAAGGCGCACGUGCUGCCGCAGUUCCGACUAACUUGGCGCACUUGAGUAUGGAAUCGAGGCACGAGAGGCGAGCUUCCGACGCUAGUUCGAUACGGACGACCCAUCUUCCCAUCCGAGGCAACGAUCUGACCAUGCAGAAAAGUAGUGCUGCUACAACUGGAGCUAUCACCCCUGAAAUGAGCAUCGCUCAUUUUGCCAUGGUCCAUCGCGCCGACUCUUUUGCUAGUACUCGACCGGGCAGCAGUAACAGCCUUGCUGCCGACGACCUCAAGCGUAUCUCACGGUCUGGGAGUGGAGGUUCGCAGAGCUUUAUGACCAGCGAGCAACGACAGACUUCGAGGUGGGGGAGUGUGAUCAGCGGCUUAUGGAGCACGCGAAGAAGAGACUCCAUCGUCUCAGCAAAGCCUCGCAGUGGCAGCAUUGGGCAAAGUGAAGCUACAACCUCUCCGUUGAGGAAGGACCCGGAUAGAGCCCCCAUGUCACCCCAAACACCUGGAAGGAGCUCUAUGCGGCAGCCUGGGGACGUCCCAACACGUGCUGCCCUGGAUCAAAGGGGAAAUCCAAAAUCACCGGUUGCAGUGCCUGGAGAGAACCGAAGCUUCUCAGGCCAAACCACUCCCGGACAGAAGCCACAAAGGAUUCCCGAUCCUUCAGGUGCCUUUGAAUCUCCGGUCAAGACGUCCAUUAAUGAUGACGGAGUCAUUGAUGUCGAUAUCCCUUUCCCUGACUAUCUUGCCUCUUUCGAAACUGCAGUGAGUUCACCAUCGAGCAGUGGAUACCUAUCCAACGCUGGGUUUGGUAUAGCAUUCGAUACAUUUGAGCAGUCGUCGCGCGUAUCUGUGGAUGCGGAUGGGCCAUUGAAUGCUGCUGGUUGGCUGCAAAGUUACCAUCCAGAUUUCGUACUCCAGGCGAUACCGGCGCAAGAAGGCCUCAAGGAGCAGAUCAAGGCCUCGAUGGAAGCCGAGCCACCUACUACGUGGGUCCCCAAUUCGUCUGAAAGUGCCACGGAGAAGUGGGUGGAUGUCAGCACAGCCAUCAUCGCGGAUAGUACUACGUUCACGAUUACGCGAAUACGAUAUCGUCGUCUCGUCAGGGCCAGUUUUGGUAGUGGCCCGAACACGCCUUCUACUAUGACGCCGGUAGCUGCCUCCCCAGCACCCACACUUCCGUCGCCUUCACCUUUCGACCCAUACAUCAAGGAUGAGUUUAUCGAAGAAACAUUACUCAGCUCAGAUGAUGCCUUGGUAGAAGCUGUAGAGAAGGUCAUUGCCACCGCCGGCGACAUCAGCAAAGGAAGCUCCAACUGUUCUUCGCGCUCAACCAGCAAGCUGCGAGAGAGGAGUGACAGCACGUCGUCCCAGCAGCACCCAGAGGACACCUACCAUCGCCCUAGGGAGCUUGUUGUUCCCCAGGAGGUUCCUAGAUCACAAUGCAAGACCGUGAUCUUGUCAGCUCUAGAAGAAAUCAUUCGUGAAGUCAUAGAAGACUUGGACCCAAGCUUAGGACAAAGGACGGCUGGCGACAAGGAAGCUAGCUCGGGAAUAGGUCGAAGGCGAGAGAAGGAGAACAUGGAGGCCCAAAGAAUCCCAGGAAGCGUACUGCGAGAGGCAGUCAGGAAAUGGCGUGAGAGUAUUGAUAUGGGGAGCGAGUGACUUGUGAAAUUCUGUUGAUACCCUUUUGUUUUUCAUUUCUUUGUCAUCUUUUGUUGCUGGUUUCCCCGUCAUGCUGGCACCCACAUACUUAACACGACUUCAUUAAGCCACAACAGCAUCUAUUGUUACCAUUUUCAUCACACCACAAUGGGAUCCAUUUGACACCCCUACCAAAUAGCGACCACUAUUGGUUGCCAUACCCGCCUACGCGCGAAUCUGUGCAAGUGGCAUCUCCGAGCGCCGAUCAAUGCAUUAUUAGUGACGUUCACACAUCAUUCAAUGUCCAAGCUAGCACUGUCAUGGAAAGGGAGUUUGGGCAAGAAGGAAGUAUGGGAAGGAAGCAUAGGAGGAAGUGGGAUAACGGCGUUGAGAGUUCAGGAAAUCUUGUAGCAUGUAGCCUGGGCAAGAGUUUGAUUUGAUGAUACACCACGAUGAAUAUAUGUUCCUGUUUGUUUCAGCUGUCCGCCUCUCAUACCGACAGUUGAUUCCAUCUCGUGCACUGCUUGAAGGCAGCUAGCUAGCUAGUCUAAUUC
Messenger RNA from Neurospora crassa OR74A, 5225 nucleotides. RefSeq lists its product as hypothetical. NCBI's taxonomy places the organism in Eukaryota, Fungi, Ascomycota, Sordariomycetes, Sordariales, Sordariaceae. Gene Ontology annotation, cellular component: cytoplasm. The transcript has 2 exons. The coding region runs from base 1003 to 4692 and encodes 1229 amino acids. Gene Ontology annotation, molecular function: protein-folding chaperone binding; ATPase inhibitor activity. The record is from RefSeq and is a predicted model, not a curated record.